AGUGAGUGUGGUGUGGCCGUGUGGGUGAGGUUUCCUCCGUCAGAGGCCAAAUUGUUGGAGAGGCAGGGCAGAGGCUGGCCCCUCGCGAGUUUGUGUGCCGGCGGGUAACAGCCACGCGAGGCUCGGCGGCCGUCCCCGGCGUCCGGCGGAGCCGUUCGACGGCGCCGGCGAAGCAGAGGCGAGGCAGCCGGCGACAUCGGCGGCGGCGGCAGAUGGGGGCGCGCGUCAUGGCGUGGUGGCGGGCAAGGGUGGUCGCGCCCAUGCGCCGCGCCUGCAGGCUCGCCGUCGCAGCCGCCCGCGCCCGCGUCCGCAAGGGUGAGUGCGGGGUCCUGAACCUUCACCAGGACGUGCAGACGUGCGGCUACCACGACGUGCAGGUGAUGUGGGACAUGCUCAGCUCCGACAAGGAGGCCGCUGCCGCCGCCUCGGCGCCCGCGAAGCAGCAGCAGCGGCGGAAGAGGCCGUUCUGGAAGCUGCCUCCGUCGUUCUGGCCCGCCGGGUCGCCGCGCGACGCCGCAGCGCAAUGAAGUGAACGGUGUACGAGCUGGUGCCUGGCAAUGUGGACAGAACGCCUGUACCAUGGCACCCUGCCGCUGUCAUGCUGCUGCCUGUCAUUGCGCCGCGAGUUCAUGGCAAUGAUCCCUGCGACCAGACCAGCCCGACCAUGCAUGUGUACACAUGAUUUUUGUAUAGUUUUUGGACAGUGCAAAUCGCUUCUCCUCUGAUCUGGUGUUAAUUUGACCGUGCUCUGGCGUGGACAGAGCAGUUUGGACUUCGGACUUGCCCCCGUCGAUUUAGUGUUUGAUUAUCAUCAUGCAGGGGGCAGCUAAUAUUCAACAUGCAAUUUGAAGAGGAAGUCAUGUAUU
Molecule: messenger RNA, 866 nt
Organism: Triticum urartu
Lineage: Eukaryota; Viridiplantae; Streptophyta; Magnoliopsida; Poales; Poaceae
Source: RefSeq, a predicted model, not a curated record